AUGCCGCCAAAGUCAAACUUCAAGCGGGCCAUGCCCCAUACGCAGCCGUCCAUGCUGGCGUCGCUGCGCACCACGCAGCUCGUGGGCGACUCAAAGGCCGUACUACCUGCAGAGCUCAUCAACACCAUCCUCGACUAUCUGCCCGUCGCCGACAUGUUCAACUUUGCGCGCACCUCGAAACGUAUGCGCGAGAUGGUAUACGACGACACAAGAUGGCAGCAGAGACUGAGGAGCAUGGGUUGCUGGAACGAAGCAGAGGCCAAGCAGAGGUUUGAAGAGGCCAUGAAGAAGAAGUUGCAGGCACAAAGAGCAGAGGAUGCACGCAUAGCAGGCCUUGUACCCAAUGGCAGCACCAGCUCCAUGGCACCG
Bipolaris maydis ATCC 48331 is the source of this 369-nucleotide messenger RNA. The record is from RefSeq and is a predicted model, not a curated record. Lineage: Eukaryota; Fungi; Ascomycota; Dothideomycetes; Pleosporales; Pleosporaceae.